Molecule: messenger RNA, 5822 nt
Organism: Formica exsecta
Lineage: Eukaryota; Metazoa; Arthropoda; Insecta; Hymenoptera; Formicidae
Gene: beta-Man
Product: beta-mannosidase
Exons: 15
Coding region: 1009-5688 (1559 amino acids)
Biological process (GO): glycoprotein catabolic process; carbohydrate metabolic process
Molecular function (GO): beta-mannosidase activity
Source: RefSeq, a predicted model, not a curated record
AAAGAUAUUAUCUAUUCAACAUCUACGUAUCAGAAUGUAUCGUUUGCUAUAAAUAGGAGAUUAUUCUUAUAUGUUCUUUGUUCCUUGUCCAUAUAUUUUAUUCUUAAAUACCCCGUUGCAUUUUAUUUCGCGCGUCGCGUUUAUAAACGAGAAGGAUUUUUUAUCUCAUUGUCAGUCCUCAUCUCAUAAAUUGUUGUCGUGCUUAGAGCGUGCAAAUUUUAAAUAAUUUGAUUUGCAUGUGGAAACUAUUAUGAUCUUGGCAUUUUCAUUUUAAAAACUUUUAUGCGUCUCAAAGUGUGCUCAAGAAGCAACAAUUGAUCGGAUACCCUGUAUACAGACGCGCACGCGCAUCUUAAUAACUUAAAUUUGGCGCGACAGUCUAUUGCUCGUCACGUGGUCCACAUUUAGUUCGCCACUUCUGUGAUCAGAGGCGCUAAGGAUCGUCCAAAGUCCAAGAUCCAAGGUCUCUUUCAAGAAGUUUGUAUUUUCUGGCAAUUUUUAUUAAUAUCAAAUUUUUUUCGAUAUGCACAUACGCAGGCGAAAAAUAACAAUAACUUUGUUUUUUUUAACUGAACUGGAAUGAGAUAGAUAUAUAUAUAUAUGUAAAAGUUCGAAAGAAGGAAAGGAAAAACGAAAAAUCUGCAAAAAGUUCAGCUAAAAAGAACAAACCUAUUGAUAGACAUGGAACCGUAGCUCGUCGGCGUGCUAUCCGUGCGAAGACAACUAAUGUGAACAAAUGUUCGAAAGACAUAUUAUAUAUCUAAUCUAGUAUCAUCUCGCGACAUUGCGAGACAAGGCGAUCCAAGGCGAUCUAAGGAGAGGAAACUGGAGGCUGGAGGGAGAAGCAAUCAGGCAUGAUUGCGGCGUAGAGAGAUCUUUAUUUACGUUCUGUUAGAGCAAAUAUUUCACGCGAGGCACAUGACACUCUGACACUGUGCAUCUGUAGGAAGCGGAAGAUUAUUUUGCACGAUUUCCACAAAUUCUCACUCGCUCUUUAUAUCGGACAGCAUGGAACGGGAAAAAAACGAGAGGUUAACCGCGAGGAAGAUCGAGGAGGAAGAGAUGAAGCGCGAGCUCACGGAUAUCGGAAUAUACGAGCCACAAUUCACAUAUAAACAAAUGAAACAAUUACUUGGAUUUAUCAACGAGUCUCAAGACACAUCAAAGGUUGCCAAUAAUAAAGAUACGCAUAAGGGGCAUGCUAAUAAUCAACAUCUCUCGGAAAUUGCGUCUGACGCGAAUGCAUCGCAAGAAAUGGCUUUACAGGAAUGUACAGAGGUAUCUAGACAUCCAUCAUACUCUUAUAGAUUGAAUCGCACAUCUCCAACAGUGCACGAGCAUAAGACUGCUCACUACAUCAACAAUCCGGGAUCCCCGUCCCUUUUCGAAGUACGAAACCCUAUGUACAGGCGCAAGAGCUCGGAUAGUGAUGAAAUAUUCGAGAAACAGUUUGAGAGCACCAAUUCUACCCACAGUACAAAUCAUUUCCUCUCGUCAAGAUCAACAAAUAUUCCACGAGAGAGCCAGAACGCGGCGGACAAAAAAACGGUGCAGGAUAUGCAGGGCGAGUUUGUUCAAAGGCUGGAAAGAUGGCGACUGAACCCGCUCGAUGUCUGUAUCAACGAAAACGACGUGCCUUUGCAACAACCAAAUCGGUCCUCGACUGAGGAACGUGUACCAUUCAGGUACUGCAAAGAAACGCACACAUCCGAGCAGCGCGACCAAGCAAUACGAUUUAUGUGCCAGCAUUUGAAGGAAAUAGCAGACUUGUGGUACAGUUGGCUCCCUGCUAAUUCGAUAUUUCAAUGGGGGUCACCCAUUCAGGUCGGCAUUGCUAAUGGUAGUUUGGAUAAAAAGCCAUUAACAGAACCUAAGACUGAACAGAUCACAACAGAAUGUACAUACAAAGACAGUCACGAGCGAGCUAGUAAACGUAAAGCGAGCUCUCUCAUCGCUAGUCUGAAUAGAGAAAGUUCCACCGAGGACGAAGAAGACAAGUGGUACGAUUCCACUCGUGGUAAGAAGAAGAGAGUACAAUCUGACAGUAAAUCGAGUAACAUACAACGUGCCGCGAAUCAACACGGGCAUAAUGACAAUCGUGAAAAAGCAACAUCGAGCGUGAUCGCGCGUCAAGAAAACUCCAUCAAUGAUAACAAUAGCGAUACAGAUUUCGACAAUGAGCAUAUUAAAUCUGUAUGCUCUAAGACCAAUGAAAAAAAUGAAAGUGUACCGACAGAAUUAAAUACAUAUCCGAGAAGAAUAAUACCACCCAAUCCUAAGGCACGUUUAAGUCUAUCGAGACACAGAAAGAGAACUGCUACGUCGAAACCAUUUCCAAAGACGCGGCAAUCCAAUAGGAAUAAAAUUGUCGAACAGACAAAAAAGCAAAAGAAUACAUUGACAGAAACAGAAAUCCAUCAGAAAUUGAUGGUAGACUGGAAUAGCGACGAGGAAGAGCUUGCAGUAAAAAAAAACGUAGAGAUACGACCAUUACCAAUACCGAUAGUGUUACUAUCUAGAUUACACGAGAAACAAGUGUCGCUUCGUAAUACGGAGACGGGUAAAGAAACGGAGGCAACGGCAAAAGAAAAUGAGAACGAUGGGGAACGGAAAAAGGAAAAGAGACCAAAACUUCGCCAACAACAAAAAAAAGAAGAAGAAUUAAGUAGGAUAAAGAAUGGAAAUAGCUGGGAGCAUCAACUAAUGUCUGAUGAUGAGGACAAGUUAUUUGAAACAAAUCCAGAGUUGGAUGUACAGAAUAGCAAUCAAUCUAAUAAUGUAAUUAUUUCGACAAAUAAUGUAAGUUGUCCUAUAUGUAAUAAGGUGUUUCCGCAUAGCGAGAUACAAAAUCAUGCCGCUGAUUGCGAACAAUUCGAGAUAAAUAAUGAAGAGGACGAUAAUGACGCGAUUAUAUUGAAAUGUAAUAUAUGCAGUAAAUACAAAACUAGUAACGGGGUGGAAUAUGAAGAACAUGUUCAGCAAUGUAUCAAUAAAAAGGAACUCUUUCAUGGAUGCAAUAAUGACAUUAAUUUUAACGCAACUGUUCCUGGAGGAAUUUAUACAGAUUUAUAUAGGAAUAACAUAAUAGAGAAUAAUCUAUUUGGAAGGAACGAUGUCAAUAAUCGUUGGGUCGGAAAUCAAUCUGUUGUUUACAUCAAAAAUUUUAACGUAAACAGUGAUUUUCUAAAAGCUCGCAAGAUAGUCUUGAUUUUUUAUGGGAUUGAUACAUUUGCCAAUAUCUCCUUGAAUGGUCAUAUGAUUGGACAGACUUCAAAUAUGUUUUUGAGAUAUAUUUUUGAUGUGACAGAUUAUAUCAAGGAAGAUCAGAAUCUGCUGCAAGUCGCAUUUCGUUCGGCUGUCAAAGUAGCUGAAGAUUUAUAUGAUGAACAAAGAAAAAAUUACAUUGUACCACCAGUGUGCGUACCCAAGGAAUAUAAUGGGCAAUGUCAUGUAAAUCAUAUUCGUAAAAUGCAAGCUAGUUUCUCAUGGGACUGGGGACCAGCUUUUCCCUCGGUUGGCAUUUGGCAAAAUGUUGAAUUGAUUUCUGUAAAUGAUCUAUUGAUCAACGAUGUUACAACUGACAUACGCAGAGAGAAGGACAUCUGGAAUAUCCUUGUUACAAUAUUUCUCGAAACGACACAGAGUAAGAAGGAAAAUUUAUCAACAAUUAGUUGUCACAUAGCGUCGAUAUUGCACGUUUCACAAAGUGAACUCGUCAGUAAUACCAGUGAGAUCAUGCUUGAUACAAGCGAAAAAUACAUAAAUAUUAACAUCUCACUCAUUGUGCCUGCAGACGCCGUUGAGAACUGGUGGCCAAACGGUUAUGGCAAACAACAUCUGUACCAUCUGACUACCACUGUGACAACGGCGAACGGUGUACUGCAUAAACAGAUCCGCGUGGGCUUCAGAACGGUGGAGUUGGUGGAGGAACCUUUAGAAAAGGGACUGAGCUUCUACUUUCGCGUGAAUGGUGUACCGAUUUUCGCUAAAGGCAGUAAUUUUAUUCCAGCCAGCGUCUUCCCCGAACUAGGCUCGAAGGAAGACACUAUCAGGCACUUGUUAUUAUCCGCCAAAGAGACACAUAUGAACAUGCUGAGGAUAUGGGGAGGCGGUGUCUACGAGUCCAAAUUGUUUUACGACUUGGCUGAUGAAUACGGGAUCAUGCUCUGGCAAGAUUUCAUGUUCGCGUGCGCCAUGUAUCCCACGAACGAUUCCUUCUUGAAGAAUGUUGAGCAGGAGAUACUGCAGAACGUGAUACGUUUGAAGAACCAUCCAAGCAUCGUGCUCUGGGCCAGUAAUAACGAGAACGAAGCGGCGCUAUAUGGAAAUUGGUACGGCACUGGGUCCGCUCGAAUUUACAGAGAGGAUUAUGUGAAGCUCUACGUAAAUCUGUUAAAGAGAGAGGUGGAGAGAUUAGAUCCCGUAAGACCGUUCCUCGUAUCUAGUCCGGGCAACGGGGCGUACGAGGAAACAUACAACUAUACCGGAGUAAAUCCUUAUUCGAAUCUCUACGGAGACGUUCAUUAUUAUAAUUAUAUCAGAAAUGGAUGGGACAUCACCCAGUAUCCUCGGACAAGAUUUUGCUCCGAGUACGGGUUUCAGUCUUGGCCGUCGAUAUACACGAUAGCGACCGCUGUGGAAAACGCGAAAGAUCUUCACGUAGACAGUGACUUUGUGAAACAUCGACAACAUCUACCGUUCGGCAAUCAGUACAUGCGGGUGUUGAUCUCGCACAAUUUUGUUAUACCGCAAAAUAACGAUAGCAUCCGAGAUUUCGCUAGUUACAUUUAUCUCAGUCAGAUCAAUCAGGCCGUUUCCAUAAGGAUACAAACGGAAGCUUACAGGCAGGCCAAGUCCGAGGUGAAUUCAAUAGGCGAAGGUAUGACAAUGGGGGCUCUCUACUGGCAGCUCAACGACGUCUGGCAAGCUCCUUCAUGGUCUUCGAUAGAUAUCGAAGGUCGCUGGAAGAUGCUUCAUUAUUACGCCAAAGAUUUCUUUGCACCUAUUAUCGUUACACCACACUUGUCCAUUUCCAAUGAACUGUCGAUAUAUAUUGUAUCUGAUCGAUUGUAUAUGUUAACAAAUUGUACAGUGGAAAUUCGUGUUUAUAAUUGGAGAUCCAUGACACCCGUAUUUGCAAAGUCUUUCAAUGAUAUUAUAAUAGAAUCCAAUAAAGCCAUCAGAAUUACAUCUUUCUGGCUAGACGAGUUUCUCGUUCAAGUAGGUUGCGGACCAUUGGAAUCCGCCAAAAGAUCUUGCAUAGCUGCUUUAUCUCUCACAGAUAAAUCUGGAUCUUUGAUCGCUCCAGUCAAUUAUAUUUAUCCUGAUGCACUAAAAAAUGCAGAUAUACCAGUAGCCAAUGUUACCAUGGAAAUCGAAGAGAAUCACUCCUUACCUGGAAAACUUUCCAAUUAUCCCGAUUUCAAGUUUGUGUUAUCGACAGACAAUAUAACGCUCUUCGUGUGGCUAGAGGUGGGCAAUAUACGCGGUCGUUUUUCUGAAAAUGGUUUUCACAUGUUCGAGAGGAAAAAAGAAAUUAUUUUCCAUGCGCACGAAGGGACCACGAUCGAAUUGUUGCGGAGCAAUAUAAGACUCGCUACAUUGUCCGACAUUUAUAAUGCACGUAGCAAUUUUGAUGACGACUACUCUGUUUUAGAGAAACAGAAAAUUUAUGUUAAUUGUACGUAAUAUUUAUGAUUUUGUUACAUAAUUACGUAUGAGAUAUUGAUUAAAGAAUUACUUUAUGUAUUAUAAUUAUUUGCGAUAAAUAUAUCGCGUACAUAAACUUUUUACUAUGAUAUAAAUAAACUUUUUUAUUUCAU